AUGUAUGGAAACACCAUGUGUGAGGACCAUGGACCGUGGGGGAGAGAGGCCCAGAGACUGUGGGGGAGAGAGGCCCAGACUGUGGGGGAGAGAGGCCCAGACUGUGGGGGAGAGAGGCCCAGACUGUGGGGGAGAGAGGACCAGACUGUGGGGGAGAGAGGCCCAGACUGUGGGGGAGAGAGGACCAGACUGUGGGGGAGAGAGGCCCAGACUGUGGGGAGAGAGGCCCAGACUGUGGGGGAGAGAGGCCCAGACUGUGGGGGAGAGAGGCCCAGACUGUGGGGGAGAGAGGCCCAGACUGUGGGGGAGAGAGGCCCAGAGACUGUGGGGGAGAGAGGCCCAGAGACUGUAGGCCCAGAGACUGUGGGGGAGAGAGGCCCAGACCGUGGGGGAGAGAGGGCCAGAGACUGUGGGGGAGAGAGGGCCAGACCGUAG
Knipowitschia caucasica is the source of this 435-nucleotide messenger RNA. The record is from the annotation of a GenBank genome assembly. Lineage: Eukaryota; Metazoa; Chordata; Actinopteri; Gobiiformes; Gobiidae.